UAUAAGAGGAGGCUCUCGCAGGAUUUUCAUUCAAACAGCGUUUGUUUUCUCAGUUUAAAAAAAAAAAAAAAGACGUUUUUGUGUAUGAGUAAUUUUUCAUCGUGGAUUUAGUGCGUGCAUUGCACAAAAAUAAAAAGCCUUAUCAUUUCCACUGCAAACAUACAUUAUAAAACGAGGUCAUACGGAAUAUUCCUUUAAGUAUGUGUGAUAACAUCGUAGCCUGCACAGUUAAGACCCCAGUGGCCCUGCAGAUUGGGGAUGUAAAGACAGAUACAGCAAGGCCAGGUGUUUUUGUAAUUGAUGUUACCUUCCCACACAGUGUGAAUUUGCAAGAGAUCUCGUUCAAGAAUUAUUAUACUGCCUUUGUAAUGGUGCGGCUUCAGAAAGUGGACCCAGAGUCUCCAGAAAGUGCAGCUCAGUGGGUUACCUGCCUGCGUAAUCGCUGCCUCAUGCCCAGCCCGCACACCGAGGAAGGCUCGCAGGACUACUUCUCUAUCUACAGACAGCAGAUGCUAAUGGAGCCAGAUAACGUGACUUCAAUCCGUCUAAUUCUGAGACAGCCUUCUUCAGUGUGGCUAAACUUCUUCCUGGAAGACAUUAAAAUUACAGAGUGUGGCACUGAGAAUUCAGAGAAGAAUAUUCCGUCUUGGUUUUCCAACUUAACACCUGAGGAACAGCCCAUGAAUCUACAAGCUGGACUUCCUGACCCAGAGAAAGUUUCAUCCAGCAUCCAGCAGAUGUGGGCCUUAACAGAAGUGAUGCAGACCAAUCAGACAAGCGCACGCGUUGGCCGAUUUGAUGUGGAUGGCUGCUAUGAUAUCAACUUGCUCUCCUACACGUAACAUGGGCUUGUCCAACUGAAUGUGAGUGCGAUCGUCAAAAUGUAGAACGGCUCCUGUGAACAAGAACCAAGCCCCUGAUCAUGAGAAGUCUUGCGCAAUUAGUGUUCGCUCUACAAAUAACAUACAGUAUUUAAAGAUGCACUAUUUAUUGGCAGUUGCAUUGCAUUACUUGUUUCCCCUUUCAAAUGACUGAAAAUAAGUAAUUCAAUGUUGUAGCAAAUAUUGAAGGGAGUGGCACUGGAAUUUUACUUCUGUGACUCAAACUGGAUGAAAUGGUGUGCAGGGUCAGUGAACCUGAGCGAGCAUUUAGACCAUACGCUUGCUUAUAUUUUGUCCCCUUCUGGUCACAAAUCUCUACAGUGACCCCUGGUAUUAUCUGGGUUCAUGUGCCGUCUUCCCUUCUAUUACACAAUCAGCAAAUAUGCAUUGUACUGUACGUAUUUUCUGUGCAGCACCAUAUACAAUAGACGUGAAAUGAGUGUAGAAAAUACAGUGAUAUUAUAUACAUUUUUUCAACACGGGUCAUUAUGAUGCUGCUUUUACUUUAUAUAAAUACUGUACUGUGUGUCCCUACAUAUAGCUGCAUGGCAUCUAAAACUGCACAAUGACUAAUGCAAAUGUUAGAAGUAUCAAAUAUGUUUGACAUCAAAUACAUCUGUAAAAGCA
Messenger RNA from Polyodon spathula (Mississippi paddlefish), 1508 nucleotides. RefSeq names its product nicolin 1 (gene nicn1). The record is from RefSeq and is a predicted model, not a curated record. The transcript is spliced from 7 exons. Lineage: Eukaryota; Metazoa; Chordata; Actinopteri; Acipenseriformes; Polyodontidae. Gene Ontology annotation, cellular component: nucleoplasm. The coding region runs from base 201 to 842 and encodes 213 amino acids.